Messenger RNA from Colletotrichum lupini, 504 nucleotides. Its product is annotated as redoxin. NCBI's taxonomy places the organism in Eukaryota, Fungi, Ascomycota, Sordariomycetes, Glomerellales, Glomerellaceae. The transcript is spliced from 3 exons. Gene Ontology annotation, biological process: cell redox homeostasis; cellular response to oxidative stress; hydrogen peroxide catabolic process. Bases 1 to 504 code for a protein of 167 amino acids. The record is from RefSeq and is a predicted model, not a curated record. Gene Ontology annotation, cellular component: cytoplasm; peroxisome; mitochondrion. Gene Ontology annotation, molecular function: thioredoxin peroxidase activity.
AUGUCUGGUCUCAAGGUCGGCGAGCAGUUCCCCGAGGGCGUUGCCUUCCAGUACAUCCCCCACCAGGAGGAGACUGCCGACUUCAAGGUCUGCGGUAUCCCCAUCAAGUACGACACCGCCAAGGAGUUCAAGGACAAGAAGGUCGUCAUCGUCUCCAUCCCCGGUGCCUUCACUCCCACCUGCUCCGCCUCCCACCUGCCCGGCUACAUUGAGCACAAGGACGAGCUCAAGGCCAAGGGCGUCGACCAGGUCAUCUUCCUCGCCUACAACGACCCCUUUGUCAUGUCCGGCUGGGGCAAGGCCAACAACAUCAAGGACGACUUCAUUGUCUUCGCCUCCGACGCCAACGCCGCCUUCUCCACCUCCAUCGGCUGGAACCACGGCGAGCGCACCGCCCGCUACGCCAUCGUCAUCGACCACGGCAAGGUCGUCUACGCCGAGAAGGAGACUGAGCUCCAGGGUCUCGAGGUCUCUGGCGCCGAGCCCGUUCUCAAGGCUCUGUAA